GUGGUGAAAGUGAUAAAAUACACAGUCAAUUAAUUAUAGUCUCCUGGCCUAUAGUCAGUUUUGUGUGCUAGCGCUAGUUCUAGAGUAUUGAGAGAUGCGACUCAACGAGAAGAAUGUGGCAAGCUUUGCCGUGUGUUCGUCACCUGUCGACAAAGAGGGCUAUCUCCAAAAGAAGGGUGAUCUCAGACAAGACAUACAGAGACGUUGGUUUGUGCUGAAAGGCAACCUACUGUUUUACUUCCAGAAGAAACAAGACAAGGAGCCUCUUGGUGUUAUUGUCCUAGAAGCCUGCUCAGUACAAGUUUCCUCUCACGGCCGAUAUUCAUUUGAAAUCUCUUUCGAUGGUAUAGGCACACGAACGUACAUAUUGUAUGCUGACAAUGACGAGGAAAUGCAGUCAUGGAUCAAAGCCAUCUCUCACGCUAGUUACGAGUACCUUCGGAGCAUUGUGACAGAGCUGCAACGUCGAGUGACUGUCCUAACCUCGAGUAGCAAGCAAGAGAGUGCCUCGGAUAUGAGCCUGCUUCACGUUGGUCCUCCCAAAGGCACAGCUCGUCUACCGACGCGCUCCAAAUCAGAGAAGGUCCCCUCCCACUCCUCGGACGGGGGAAAUCCCCUGGCCGCCGCACGCAGCCCUCCUAAAGUACGAGUGAAGAAAGGGAUAUUGGUGGACGUAGACUCAGAUGAAGAAGCUCCUCCUGUUCCCCCCAAGGUCACUAAAAAGAGUAUGACAAUACACUCUCCUUCACGCCCGUCACACCAGCCACCACCCUCUGUGGAUCACACGGACAGCAUAGACUUUGUACAAAGUCAUAAGCCACCUCAUUCGAGUCCUUUGGUACCUCAAGCUCCACUGAGUAACCCCAGCCGCCCCCUAUCCCCCCCUAGCACUCUGGAUCGUACCCCCGUCCUACAACCCUCCCCUAACCGGGAAGAGUCUCCACACAGACCCCCCAAGCCCCAACCAUACUCUGCCACCCACAAUGGAGAGGGGAGACAAGUGGUCGCUCCACUCGAUAGCCAGAAGAGUAUCUACAAAAUGCACGAGGAAUUCACACAAGCCAUGAAAGCCCUCAAAGAUGAUCGAAAGUCCUAAUAUAGACUGUAUAUAUAAUGUUAGCACUGUGUGUUUAAUAGUUGAUUGCAUGUGCUGAUGUUUUUAAUUGUUGUUUUUAAUUCCAUAGUAUGCAAUGUUGUUGCAGUACACAUUUAUAUUGGCAAAGAAAAUUAAUAUUGCCUG
Messenger RNA from Halichondria panicea, 1240 nucleotides. Its product is annotated as sesquipedalian-1-like. The record is from RefSeq and is a predicted model, not a curated record. The transcript has a single exon. Gene Ontology annotation, biological process: endosome organization; receptor recycling; retrograde transport, endosome to Golgi. Lineage: Eukaryota; Metazoa; Porifera; Demospongiae; Suberitida; Halichondriidae. Bases 95 to 1096 code for a protein of 333 amino acids. Gene Ontology annotation, cellular component: trans-Golgi network; recycling endosome; early endosome.